AUGGAAAUUCUUCACCUGAUCGUAAUCGUUUGCAUAGCACUGUCCUGCGGGAUCGGUACUGGAGUUCUGAUCGGGUGGUUUUCGGGUCCCGAAAGAGUUCCGGAUGUCUACGAGUAUUCCCGACGUGAAGCCGAUUCCGGAGUAUCAACCCAACUGAUUAAUGAAAUGAAAGCUGAUAAUGUCCGAGAUUUUUUGUGGGAACUCACCCAGAACCCACAUGUUGCUGGCACACAGCAGAACAAGGAUCUGGCAGAUCAGAUUCAUGGAAACUGGACCGAAUAUGGUUUCCAAUCAUCCAUGCAUUCCUACAAAGUACUACUGUCCUUCCCAUCUAAAGAAGCAGGAGAAGAUAAUAAGGUGGAAAUACUGAACGGCGAUGGCUCAGUAAAUUUUACGUCUCAGCUAAAAGAAAAACCUCUGGAUAAUCACUCGAAGGAAAAGGAAGACCUUGUCCUACCACCUUUCAAUGCCUACUCCGCUCAGGGGGUUAUAACAAACGACUUGGUGUACGUUAACUACGCGAGGGUGGAAGACUUUCAGUUUCUCGAAGAAAAAGGAAUAAACCUCACUGGCAAAAUAGCAAUCGCACGAUAUGGAGUCAUCUUUCGAGGGGAUAAGGCUAAAUUUGCUGUUCAAGCCGGUGUUGCGGGGCUGAUUCUGUAUUCCGAUCCAAAGGAUUAUGCAAUACCAGGGGGCCAAACUUACCCUGAUGGGUACUUUCUACCAGGCACUGGGGUGCAGAGAGGUACCUGCAUGUUUGCUAAUGGGGAUCCUGAAACACCGGGUUAUCCCUCGGUUGAACAAUAUUCACUUUGA
This is a messenger RNA of Lytechinus variegatus (green sea urchin), 816 nucleotides long. Its product is annotated as glutamate carboxypeptidase 2-like. NCBI's taxonomy places the organism in Eukaryota, Metazoa, Echinodermata, Echinoidea, Temnopleuroida, Toxopneustidae. The transcript has 6 exons. The coding region runs from base 1 to 816 and encodes 271 amino acids. Gene Ontology annotation, molecular function: carboxypeptidase activity. The record is from RefSeq and is a predicted model, not a curated record.